AUGUUGUGCUUCAACGAGGCGGAGACGCUGUUUAACUAUUGUUUUGGAACAUGUCAACAGAGGAAAAUCUUUCCUCACUACAUUCCCCCAGACUUACUCGGAAACAAGUUUCUCCCUCUGAGGGGAUCUCCCCUGAGAGGGCCUGGAUGUUAUUUGACAGAAGACAAAUAUGGCUUGGCAUACAACCUCACUAAGAUCCCAACCAGUAAGAAAGGAUACACUUUUGGAGCCAGAACAAGCUUGAGGUUUCAACCAAUUAAUAAGGAUGCAACACAUUACCCAGGCAUGUACCAAACAGUACAUUCUCCAGAGGAAAAACACAAACAAUCUUUUGCUCCAUUUAAUGUCAAGUUACCUCGAGAUAGGAAGACCAUUUUAGAAAAGGACUUUUAUCCUGGUCCUGGCACAUACAACCCAGAGAUCAGGCCACCCCCAAAAGUUGCUUGGCCAAUGAAAUUUGGAUCUCCAGACUGGGCUAAGGUUCCAUGUCUACAGAAAAGAACUCUAAAAGCAGAGCUGUCCACAGACAAAGACUUUAGAAAACAUCGGAACCGUGUGGCCUACCUAAGUCUAUAUUAUGAUUGA
Molecule: messenger RNA, 585 nt
Organism: Chrysochloris asiatica (Cape golden mole)
Lineage: Eukaryota; Metazoa; Chordata; Mammalia; Afrosoricida; Chrysochloridae
Gene: CIMAP3
Product: primary cilia formation
Exons: 6
Coding region: 1-585 (194 amino acids)
Biological process (GO): regulation of cell projection organization
Cellular component (GO): ciliary basal body
Molecular function (GO): cytoskeletal protein binding
Source: RefSeq, a predicted model, not a curated record